Gopherus flavomarginatus (Mexican gopher tortoise) is the source of this 3529-nucleotide messenger RNA. It is a transcript of the gene TGFB3, whose product is annotated as transforming growth factor beta 3. The record is from RefSeq and is a predicted model, not a curated record. The transcript is spliced from 7 exons. The coding region runs from base 1157 to 2527 and encodes 456 amino acids. Gene Ontology annotation, molecular function: type II transforming growth factor beta receptor binding; growth factor activity; type III transforming growth factor beta receptor binding. Gene Ontology annotation, biological process: regulation of cell population proliferation; transforming growth factor beta receptor signaling pathway; SMAD protein signal transduction. NCBI's taxonomy places the organism in Eukaryota, Metazoa, Chordata, Testudines, Testudinidae. Gene Ontology annotation, cellular component: extracellular region.
GGGACUUCUUGUUACAGGCCCAGGAAUGUGCCAACGUCCCAGUUUGGGAUCUGCCAGCCCGGCUUGGGCGGUGGCUUCCCUCCCUCCAGGGUCACCCUAGGGAAUGAGACGGGAGGGCCAGGCACAAGGGUGGCGCUGCUCCGCUGCCACUCCCCGCCACACCCCUGCUCACCGGAGCAGCGGGAACAACGCGAUCGGGCUGAGCCGAGGAGGAAGAAAUGGGAGCUGGCGGGAGAAGGGGAGCGAGCGGGACUGUGCGAAGGGGAGAAUGUGUCUGGGAGCAAAACACCGACACCCCCCAAGGCAGGGUGGGAAACGGGCCCCACGCCAGACAGCCCGGAGGGCAGGGGAGCCCACCGCGUCCUUCCCCGCGCCGGCCUGUGGCACGCACUAAAGCCGGCUUGCAGCUGAAGGCUGGGCUGGCAGGUCCCUCCCCCACCCUUCUGCAGGCCCGCAGACGUCAUGGGAGGGAGGUAUAAAAUUUCAGCGGAGAGGAAUAGAGAGUCAGUGUGUGUGAGAGAGCGAGGGGGCCCCGGGGCCGGGGAGGGCGAGCGAAAGGGACUCGGAGCACCGGGCUCCGGCUGCGCGCUGGGGGAUACCGCCAGCAGAGCGCCUAGGAGAGGGGCGAGGGGCAGGGCUGCCCCAGGCUCCCACCUGGAUUCCCGCGGAGGCGCCAGAGGGAUGUGCAGCCCGGCCGUCGCUUAAUUGCGCCCAGCCCCGAGUCAGCAGCCAAUGGAGCCAAGCGGCAGCGAAUGACAAACCCCACCCUGCCCCCCGAGGGGAUGUGAGCUAAGGGCAGCGCGUGGAUGGUGCGUGCCCGCAACAAGUGCCGAGCCCGCGCCUGCCCGGCCCCGGGGGGCUGCCCUGCCCUGCCCGACACGUGCGCCGCAGGUCGCUGCUCCAGGGACCUGCCUCGAGCUGCCAGCCUGCCCCGCGGCACAGUCGAGCUUCAGCGUCGCUGCUGUUGUUCCUGGCAGUGCGCUUCGUGCGCAGCCCCCCUCCCCUGCCCUGGUCUGCCUGGAGCCCUGGCUCAGCGGGUCCUGCUUGCACACAUGGAGAAGGAUCCCGGCUCGCCGAGGCACAGAGCCUGUUUCUCCUUCCUAAGUGUUGCCAGCGCUUCCUGGAAGUCCUGAAUCGCUCACAGCGCUGUGAGUUCAUGCACCUUCUUGCCAAGCCUCAGUCUGCAGGAUCUGGGGAGGCUGCACCGAAAGCCCUGCCUGGUCUCCCUAGCCCACUUGCGCUUCCUCUGGGGUCUCUCUCCGCUGUGGCCCCCUCUUUACUCUCGCACAUGAAGAUGCACUUGCAACGGGCUCUGGUGGUCCUCUGCCUGCUGAGCUUUGCCACCGUCAGCCUCUCGCUCUCCUCUUGCACCAGCCUAGACCUUGACCACAUCAAGAAGAAGAGGGUGGAGGCCAUUAGGGGGCAGAUCCUGAGCAAACUGAGGCUCACAAGCCCCCCCGAGACAGUGGGACCAGCUCAUGUGCCCUACCAGAUCCUGGCCCUAUAUAACAGCACCAGGGAGCUGCUGGAGGAGAUGGAGGAGGAAAAGGAGGAGAGCUGCGCUCAAGACAGUCUCGAGUCCGCCUACUACGCCAAGGAGAUCCACAAAUUUGACAUGAUCCAAGGUCUCCCUGAGCACAAUGAGUUGGGCAUCUGCCCCAAGAGCAUCACCUCCAACGUGUUCCGCUUCAACGUGUCCUCAGCAGAGAAGAACAGCACCAGUCUGUUCCGGGCUGAAUUCCGGGUGCUGCGAGUGCCCAACCCGAGCUCUAAACGCAGUGAGCAGCGCAUCGAGCUCUUCCAGAUCCUCCGGCCUGACGAACACAUAGCAAAGCAGCGCUACCUCAAUGGCAGGAAUGUGCAGACGAGGGGCUCUGCAGAGUGGCUGUCCUUCGAUGUCACUGAGACUGUGCGUGAGUGGCUCCUGCGCAGAGAGUCCAAUCUGGGUUUGGAGAUCAGCAUCCAUUGUCCAUGUCACACCUUUCAGCCCAAUGGAGACAUCUUGGAAAACUUUAACGAGGUGCUGGAGGUCAAGUUCAAAGGCAUCGACAGUGAAGAUGACCAUGGGCGUGGGGACUUGGGGCGACUGAAGAAGCAGAGGGGCCUUCACAACCCCCACCUGAUUUUGAUGAUGUUACCCCCCCAUCGGCUUGAGAGUCCAGCUCUGGGAGGCUACAGGAAGAAACGAGCUCUAGACACCAAUUACUGCUUCCGGAACAUGGAGGAGAACUGCUGUGUGCGUCCUCUCUACAUCGACUUUCGACAGGACCUGGGUUGGAAAUGGGUCCAUGAGCCCAAGGGCUACUUCGCCAACUUCUGCUCAGGCCCUUGCCCAUACCUCCGCAGCGCAGACACAACCCACAGCACGGUGCUGGGCCUGUAUCACACGCUGAAUCCAGAGGCGUCUGCCUCACCCUGCUGUGUCCCCCAGGACCUGGAGUCCCUCACCAUCCUGUAUUAUGUUGGGAGGACCCCCAAAGUGGAGCAGCUCUCCAACAUGGUGGUGAAAUCCUGCAAGUGCAGCUGAAAGGCACCCAGCCCUACCCAAAGCUAAGAGAGAAACUGUUACCACCUACUCUCCGGCUCCCAGAGUAACAUGAAGGGAACAAGGGGGCCAGAGACCUGAGCACACUAAGGCCUGGGCUUCUAACCCUGCAGUUCAGGACAUAUCACCCACUUUGGGGAUCCCUUUUGGAACAUUUAUCUGUCUUGGUGGCUCCAUGUACUUCUCUCUGAGAGUCACUUUGGUGAUGUGAAGACGACACUUUUCAGAAUGGCUGGACAUUUGGUGGGGAAGAGAGGGGCACUGAAUGGAUAAACUGCACAGUGUUUGGAGGCAGGGGAUAGCUGAGAAUGGGAAGCAGGAAAGUGUGAUGAGCGUGUUGGAAAGGAGGAAGGGAGGCUGGACAAUCCUUCCUGUUCUGGCUCCAGAUAUCCUGGGACUCCAGCCCUCUCUCUGUCCUGAAGAAUCAGGAUUUCUUUAUGAAGGAACAAAUAAGUUUAAAAAAAAAAUAAAGUUCACCAAGAAGGGGAUCUGAGAGACACACUCAGGCUCUUGCUGCCUCAGAGUUGGGAUGCAGGAGUCCCACAACUUACACUGUAUCCUGCAAAUCACAAAGGUCCAUUCUGUAGCUCCUGAAUACUGAGGUCUAAAUCCAAAUCACAAGCCCCACAUUCAAGCUGCUCAGGAUGGGCUGAUCUGAGAAGAGAAGGGAAGGGUGUGCUAACUCCAUUCACAGAAGGCUUGAUGUCUCCAUUUCCUUGCCAUGCAGCUCCUCUCCCCUCCUGGAGGUCCUACUAGAUGGUUUUUGUGUCAGUGCAGGUACCGUCGCUCCUGUGGGUACCUAGAUUUGGACCCAUCCAGUCUUGGGUUGUUCCCCCAAAGGACCCUGUGUUUGUUGUGGUGCAUGAGGUGCCUUAAGGAAUUCUGCAUCUCUCCUGCACAGGGACCUAGCCCAGGCUCACCUGCCAAGGUUUCAAAACAAUAUUAAUCUUAAAACCAUUGUAAAAAAAUAAAUAUUUUUUGGGG